This is a messenger RNA of Alternaria alternata, 1470 nucleotides long. RefSeq lists its product as hypothetical. The transcript is spliced from 2 exons. Bases 308 to 1447 code for a protein of 379 amino acids. Lineage: Eukaryota; Fungi; Ascomycota; Dothideomycetes; Pleosporales; Pleosporaceae. The record is from RefSeq and is a predicted model, not a curated record.
GAGAAAAUGGUUCAAUCAGCUCCACGCGUAGUCAGUGGUAGCGAGCUAGCUUGGCUGACGUACACACAGCUCAUGCGCAAAGCACAAAUGCUCGCAGCGAAACAGGUCACAGGCUGCUGAAGUGAAUUCAGCAUCGUUCGGACUCAGACUACGGGCCAAUUUUCUGGUGUCUGCCUAAAUACUAAACCAGCCCAUGGUUGUAUAUUUACCAGCUCUUGGCUGAGUUGAAUCCUUUCCGCACACCACUGUAACCCUCACUCCUAUUUUCAUCCAGGAAAAAAUAUCACGAUAUUGCAGAACUGCUAUCAUGUGGUCCUCAGACGAAUCUGACUCUGACUACGACUUCGGCGGCACCUGGAAUGACUUGAACGGCACCUGGGAUGACUACAACUGCACCUGGGGUGACUAUGGCUCUGACUACGACGACUAUGACUACGAAGGGUCGUUUCCACUAGACUUCCUUCCUUUCCGCAACCUUUGCAAGGUUGCGAUUGGCUAUCUCGAUACCCAGAAAGAGUACCCUCUAUACGAUGCGACAACGAUCGAGUUCAUUGCCAUUGCCGAAGCUGCUACCUCCGCUACGGCCUGGGUUUAUGAGCUAAAAUUCCAUAAAUUCCUCGAUCUGCCACCCGAGCUACGCCUGAAUGUGUAUACUCAUCUGUUGAAGGCUGCGCACAGCUGCCAGGAGCUAGCGAAACAUCUGCACGUCGACCGGUUCAACAAUCCAUGUUGCACUUGGCGCUGGCCCAACGAACUCAUCAUUUGUGACCGACAUUCAGGCAACGAGCUACCCACGGCGAAGUAUGCGCCCUGGCUUCCUGAUCUCGCCUUCACGAACAAGCAGGUACUGGGAGAAGUCACCAUAUGCAUGCUCUCGACAACGAAAUGGUUCGACUUCAAGUACGAGGAACACAAGCCUUUCAAGAUCGUCCGUUGGUUCACAGACUUCCUCUCCACUUUCCCCACUGUCAUGGUCGACGGCGUGGCUACCACCGAAGCUUUUGCAGCUAUCAAGUGUAUCUGUUUCCCACACGAGUCCAAGUAUAACGAACAUCGAAUCGGGCGUGUCGUCGACGAAAAGAAUCCCGACGUCACACUCAUGCUGAAGUGCACAAACCUAGACACUAUCGCGAUGGUGUUCAACUUCCGCCAGCUUAUCAAAACUCCGUGGGCCCCACAACCGCGAGAUCUGGAAGACUUCCUGGACUUCUUCCAUUUCGAGCCGAUGCUUGAACACAACAGCGUUAAUAACGUGUAUCUCGAGGGGGUCUACCCAAGGGAAGGGGAGGGGCAGACCAUGACCUGCUUGUACGAGUUUGGCAAGUGGCUCAUCAAGGGUUUCAGGAAGCGGGGUCGGGAGGUAAGUGUUCAUGUACACAAGAGGUGCGGAGUAUUCGUAAGGAGGAGUGUGGGGCCAAAGCUUGUGGUAGACGAGGAAUCAGCAUAGAAUGGGCAGAGAUAGUCCACAAC